Messenger RNA from Cuscuta campestris, 2202 nucleotides. The record is from the annotation of a GenBank genome assembly. NCBI's taxonomy places the organism in Eukaryota, Viridiplantae, Streptophyta, Magnoliopsida, Solanales, Convolvulaceae.
AUCUGAAUUUUUUAUUUUUAUUUUAAACCCGGCAUCUGGCUGACGUUCACAGCUAUCUGCUAGUCCACCAUCAAACCCCCAAUUUCAGCCCUUUCUUUGAAGGUUCGUUCAUCAUCUACAAUUCCAGAACUCUGAUGGGAUUUCCCAUUCUUGGCUACCCAGUUUUACAAUAUCUUCAAAAGGGUCAUUGAUUCCGAGCUUCUUUGGUAAGGAAUCGGUAUGUUUCUGCAAAAGCACCUUCCUUUACCUCUCUUUCCCCGGUCCCUUGGUUAUUCUUGGUCAGACUUUGGGGAGGCGUGAUCCUCACAUUGUCUGCAUCAGCUCGAACAAGAUUUUGAAGUCUCGUUUGGAUCAAGACUAGUUUUGAAAAACGAGAUAAUUGCAAUCAUGGCCUGUGUGGGUAAUAAUACAGUAUAAAACACCACAGGUAGAGAGAAAGAAAGGGAAUCUGCUAUCUUUUCGUUCAUCUGGUGAGCUGUGACUGGUUCCUUUUUUUUCGUUUCUUCGUUGUCUACUUUAUGCGCUGUUGAAAGUUUCUUACUUUUUUAUUAUCAUAAGAGUAAAAUAGAUCCAAGGGUUCUUGAGGCUGCUGUACAAGCUUAGAUUUUAUGCCUGUGACAUUGGAUUUCCUCCUUUUCAUCUGUGACCGAGAGGUUUCUUUACCUUUCUUUAGCUCUAUAAAGCUGUCAAGUCUCUUUGUUCCUUGUUGAGUCCUGCAAGAUAUUUUACCAGCUGUUCUUCUUUUCUGGUCAAACCCAUCUUACCUUUCUGUUAAAUCCAAUAUAGUUCCUCGAUCUUGUGUUUCCCAUACAAAUUUGAGGCUUUACCCUUUUGAAGGUGCACGGAGUGAACUCCACAAAUUCUGGCUAGUUGCUUCUUCUUUGUGGGGUUUUUUCUUGUUAAAGAAUGGGUACAGAGGAUCAUGGUGAGAUGGGGCUCCGAUCCACUUUUGGCCCACCAGCCGGGAUAGACCCAAUAUCCUUUUGUGGCACUGAGUGGGAUCCUAUUGUGAACCAGAGUUUGCAUUACCCAGUUGUGCUUGAUAAUCACCUUGAUAUUGUUCACAAGGUUCCAGCUUUUGGCAAUGGAGAUUUCACAGGCUCAUCUGGCCUGUCAGAUUGUCACCUGAAUUAUAAUCUUUUGCCUAAUGGAAGAAAAAGAAGAGCAUCAGAUUCUCUUCCUCCUUCAAUUGCUAGUAAGAAUAUUGAACCAGCGGGAGACUCUUGGGAAGAAGAUGAAGAGAAACAGAAAAAUGCUGAGCAAAACUCAAAUUCGAGGAGUAAGAAAAGUGGAAAGCAAGUCAAAGAUAAUAAUUCCAGCAGUGGGGAACCUCCUAAAGAACAUUAUGUUCAUGUGAGGGCUAAACGUGGCCAGGCGACUAACAGCCACAGCCUCGCCGAAAGGGUGAGAAGGGAGAAGAUCAGUGAAAGAAUGAGACUGCUUCAAGAACUGGUUCCUGGCUGUAAUAAGAUCACUGGGAAAGCCGUUAUGCUUGAUGAGAUAAUUAACUAUGUGCAAUCACUCCAGCAACAAGUCGAGUUUCUAUCAAUGAAGCUUGCUACUGUGAAUCCAGAGAUGAACCUUGACAUUGAACGAAUAUUAUCCAAAGACAUUCUUCACACCCAGUGCAGCAAUGGAGCUCCUCCUCUUCAUGGUCUUGCUCAAGGAUUCAACCCAUCACAUUCUUUCCCUAACCUUCCGCUGGGUACAUUCGGCAGUCUCCCCACUGCAACACCACCAUUUCAGCCACUGCCUCCGCAGAAUGUGUGGGGAAGCGAUAUCCAGAGAUAUCUUCCGAUGGGAUUCGAUUCUAAUUCGUGUAUGAACAACACUAUGGGACCAAACUAAAUGGUAACCAUCCAUAGGGACCAGAAAAUGACCAAAUGGUAACCAUCCAAAUGGGAUAUGUUUGGUUAGCAGAUUCAGUUACCUUCUCUACUCAGACUGGAUUCAUCACAAGCAAGAAGCUGCAGAUAAAUUGUUUUCCUAGUUGUAUAUGCGGUUUAGCUCUUAACUCUUUUGUCCUUCCAAUUUUAGCAGAAGAAAGUACAACAUUUUCUUAUUCAUAACUAUUCAGUGUUGGCUGACAUUAACUUUAGCGUUUAACAUUGAAGUUUUAAAAAUAUCAUUGUUGUUUUUAGUGCAUUCGUCUCAGAAUGUUUGUCCACUUUUACAUUUUUGCAGUAAAAAUUGAUAAACGUU